This is a messenger RNA of Malaclemys terrapin pileata, 3853 nucleotides long. It is a transcript of the gene RASGEF1A, whose product is annotated as RasGEF domain family member 1A. Gene Ontology annotation, biological process: Ras protein signal transduction; positive regulation of GTPase activity. NCBI's taxonomy places the organism in Eukaryota, Metazoa, Chordata, Testudines, Emydidae. Gene Ontology annotation, molecular function: guanyl-nucleotide exchange factor activity. Gene Ontology annotation, cellular component: plasma membrane. The coding region runs from base 191 to 1666 and encodes 491 amino acids. The transcript has 14 exons. The record is from RefSeq and is a predicted model, not a curated record.
GUGCAAAGAGUGAGCCUACUCUGUCAUUUAGGAUGACUCACUGGGAUCUGGCAUUAAUUUCUCUUUUUCUGGUAGUGGACGGAGAACAACCAAAAAGCUACACUGGAUCUGAUCAAGGGGAAGAAGGCAAGACUCAUGACAAAAAUCAUAGAGUGAAAUAGCUGGAAGUCCACCCGCUGAGAAAGGCUGGAUGGCAGAGCCACUGUGCAAUGCUGCUGUAAAGAAAUGCAAAGAAACUAUGCCCCAGACACCAAUAUUUUCCAGCAUGCUCGGUUCCAGUUGUAGUGGGCAGGUGCAGCCAGACAUGGGCGAGAGGUGUGGAGAUCCUGUUUACCAGGAUGGGAAUCUCGUCUCUGGAUCACUGGAGGCCCUGAUAGAGCGCCUGGUGCCCACCAUGGACUAUUAUCCAGAUAGGACUUACAUCUUCACUUUCCUAUUGAGCUCCCGAGUCUUCAUCCACCCACACGAGCUCCUGGCAAAAGUGGGGCAGAUCUGCAUUAAGCAGAAGCAGCAGCUUGAGAUUGGGUCUGAGGCAGACAAGGCAAAGCUAAAAUCCUUUGCUACCAAGAUAAUUCAGCUCCUGAAAGAAUGGACAGAAACAUUUCCCUAUGACUUCCAGGAUGAGAAAUCCAUGAAAGAGCUGAAGGAGAUUGCUCACAGGAUCACACAAUGCGAUGAGGAAAAUGGAACCGUGAAGAAGAUCAUCAGCCAGAUGACACAGAAUCUACUGAUGACCCUCUCUGCAAGGAGUCAGUACCAGGAGAUAAAAGAGAAAUUCAGGCAACCUGUUACUGAUAAAGGAACCAUCCUUAAAAACAAGCCACAGUCGACCCAGAAGGACAUACUGAGCAUAUGUUGUGACCCACUGAUCUUGGCGCAGCAGCUAACUCAUAUUGAGCUGGAGAGGGUGAGCAACAUUUACGCAGAGGAUCUGAUGCAGAUUGUCAGUCACAUGGAUUCCCUGGAUAAUCACAAGUGCCGAGGCGAUGUUACCAAAACCUACACCUUGGAGGCCUAUGACAACUGGUUCAACUGCCUCAGCAUGCUGGUGGCUACAGAGAUUUGUAGGGUUGUGAAGAAAAAGCAGCGGACGAGAAUAGUGGAAUUUUUUAUUGAUGUGGCAAGAGAGUGCUUUAACAUCGGAAACUUCAACUCAAUGAUGGCCAUUAUCUCUGGCAUGAACCUGAGUCCUGUCGCACGGCUAAAGAAAACCUGGUCCAAGGUCAAAACAGCUAAAUUUGAUGUUUUAGAGCAUCAUAUGGACCCAUCUAGCAACUUUUGUAAUUACCGGACAGCCCUGCAAGGAGCAGCACAGAGAUCUCAGACUGCCAACAGCAAUCGUGAAAAAAUUGUCAUCCCCGUUUUCAACCUGUUCAUUAAAGAUAUCUACUUUCUACACAAGAUGCACACAAACCGCUUACCCAAUGGACAGAUAAACUUCAAGAAGUUUUGGGAAAUUUCAAGACUAAUUCAUGAUUUCAUAACAUGGAAACAAGUAGAGUGUCCUUUUGAGAAGGACAAGAAGAUCCAGAGUUAUCUACUCACGGCACCUAUUUACAGUGAAGAAGCUCUGUUUAUAGCAUCCUUCGAAAGUGAAGGUCCAGAAAAUCACAUGGAAAAAGACAGCUGGAAGACACUCAGGACAACUCUGCUUAAUAGGGCCUGAGAUUUUUGGAUCUGACCUGCAGAAUCUAAAGCACACAGGAAGAACUUUGUUUUUAAAUAGUGAAUGUCUUGGGUUGAGAUAAACAAGACCUCACUGGCUGAGGUCUGUUUUGUAUAUACAAUACCUUUUAUGAAAUAAAAAUGUGGUAAAUAUUUCACAUGUCAACCUUAAGGCACUUAAAAGUGAAGGAUUUUGGUUAUUUUAAAAACACAAGGGCAGGGCCCUGUUCUCAGAGAUGAAGUGUAUCAUGGGAGAUGGUAUCCAUGGUGAGGUCUUAGUCUAAUGACAUCCAAAUCUUUUUUUUAAUUUUGAUUACUUCCACCUUAAAAAAAACACACACACACCAAAUACAACCAAAACACUGCACAGGUUCAACACCGUUAGAUCCCAAUCCUACAAACACUGACACAUCUCCGUAACUUUAAGCAGGUGAGGAGUUAAAGGGAAGGAAUGAAGAGUCCCAUUCAAAUCUCUGGGACAACUCACAUGCUCAAGUCAAAGGGGUGCAUCAGUGUCUGCAGGACCAGGGCCUUAGACAUCCGCAGUGAGGCUGUUCCUCUCUUACAUCGGAGAAUAGUGCCUUACAAGGUACUGAAAUUGUCCAGUGUACCUUCUGAUUCUGGGCUGGAAGCAAGCAAAAUAAAAAUAUGGAUGUCUUAAAAACCAGCUAUAAUGUACUUUGUAAAUAAACUGGAAGAUAUGGCACAUGAACUAGAGUAUGCCUGCCUACAACAAUGAAGGUGCAGCAAAACAUAUUUUUGUUAUAUGCUUUGAAGAGAAGAAACGGGACAACUGCUAGAUUUUUCUCUCUUUUUUUUUUUUUUUUUAAAGUAUUAACACUUUGAGAACUAUCUUUUGAGUUCUGAAUGCAGAAUAUUUUUCAUUUUCUUUAUCAGGGAUUUAUUUUAAAAAGAAAAGGGUGUCUAAUCUAGAUAAUCUCUACAAAAUGGAUGUCAGUCUCCAAUUAAGAUUUAUUUUGUUUAAUGAACGUACUAUUACCCAUGACUGUCGGUUCUCCUUCCCAACACUUGUUCUCUUAGGGCCUGAGGGUUGGAUAUUUAUCUAGAUAAUGAGAACCUCCAGACAGUUACAUUAGAAAGGAUUGUUUCAAUGCCAUCAAGAGCUCGGAAGGGAUACAAACCCUCAUAUGUCAGGUCAUUAACCAAUCUCUAACGGAGGGGGUUGGGAAGAAGGUUGGCCUAUGAGCAAGUUAGUGCUGUAUGCUCAUGUAGGUGGGCAGGUACCUUCCUCUGAUGUAUCUUGUGCUGACCUCUGUUGGAGACAGAAUGCUGGACUAGCUGGACCACCAGUCAGGUCUGUUAAAGCAAUUUCUCUAUUCCAAUCCUGCAAACACUUCCUACUGAAUGCUUACAACCUUAAGUAGUCCCGUUUGCAUUUACCCACAGUAAGCGAUUGCAGUGUUAAGCCCUUAGUGUUUCCAACGAGAGCUUUUUUUCCCCUAGAUAUUUAUUCUUUUGAAAAGUAAAUAGACCAGGUAGGGAGGGGAGGAUGCGGGGGAAGGAAUUGACUUUUUGCUGUUCCCAUAGCACUGAGAUCAAAGAGCAACAAACAAAAGUUAAAUAGUUGCCAUUAAACAAACAAACAAUCUGAUUAAAGUGGAAGGCGGAAGUACAAAUGCUAGCUGUGAACACCAACAGCCCAGAGAGAGAGUGAGGAUAGCUCUGUUUCUUGUGAUCUGCUGCUAUUUUUCCUGUGCUGAAGUACUGAUUUUCAGCCCUGGGGUAGAGUAAGAAUAUUUAUACUGUAUUAUUACAGUGUUUUGCACUUUCAGAGAAGUUCUAGCUAGUGAUAUAGUCAGACACUAUAAAAAGGGAUUGUAUAUCAGCUUUGUUUAUGUAAUUGAAAUUUAAAAAGGGAUGCUUAAAAUUUAAGAAAAUAUAUAUUUGAAAUGCAAUUUUAGAACACUUUCUGUAUGUGUAUUAAAAGCUUUUACAUGAAUGUGCACUUCACUGGUCUAUCAGUCCUAGUAUAUACUUGAAAUCAGUGCAGUGUCUACAUGGGUUUGUUUUUUUAAUUUUUUUCCUCCUUCAAUUUGAUACAUUCCUUAAAUACUGUGUUCUGCUAUUCUGAACUGCAUUGCUACAUAUAAAGCUGUACCAUAAAGCAGGAUAUUCUGUGUUUGACUGGAUGUGCUUGCAUUAAUAAAAACCAAGUUGCUUCAACCAG